AAAAGAAAUCCAACAAGAUGUCGAGUAAGCGAGCCAAAGCGAAGACCACCAAGAAGCGCCCUCAGCGUGCCACCUCCAAUGUCUUUGCUAUGUUUGACCAGUCACAAAUCCAAGAGUUCAAGGAGGCUUUCAAUAUGAUUGAUCAAAACCGUGAUGGAUUCAUUGACAAGGAGGAUCUGCACGACAUGCUGGCAUCUCUCGGGAAGAAUCCCACGGACGAGUACUUGGAAGGGAUGAUGAGCGAAGCACCUGGGCCCAUCAACUUCACUAUGUUCCUCACCAUGUUUGGAGAGAAGCUGAAUGGCACCGACCCAGAAGAUGUUAUCCGAAAUGCUUUUGCGUGCUUUGAUGAGGAAGCCACAGGUUUCAUUCAUGAGGAUCACCUGCGUGAAUUGCUCACCACCAUGGGCGACCGGUUCACAGACGAGGAAGUCGAUGAGAUGUAUCGAGAAGCCCCCAUUGACAAAAAAGGCAAUUUCAACUAUGUGGAGUUCACCCGUAUCCUGAAGCAUGGAGCCAAAGACAAAGAUGACUAGAAAUAAGAAGAUAGCCCA
Messenger RNA from Euleptes europaea (tarantolino), 554 nucleotides. RefSeq names its product myosin light chain 9 (gene MYL9). Gene Ontology annotation, cellular component: cytoplasm; myofibril; stress fiber. The record is from RefSeq and is a predicted model, not a curated record. Lineage: Eukaryota; Metazoa; Chordata; Lepidosauria; Squamata; Sphaerodactylidae. The coding region runs from base 18 to 536 and encodes 172 amino acids. Gene Ontology annotation, molecular function: calcium ion binding. Gene Ontology annotation, biological process: myofibril assembly; platelet aggregation. The transcript is spliced from 3 exons.